AUGGAUAGUGCGAGCGAUACUCGUGCUCGUAAAUCGGACGUUUCUUUUCUUCCUAGCGCCACGCUUUGGGCCUUGAGCCCAUUUCCUCUGAUGGAGAACUUAUUCUCAGAGCUCCUCUGUAUAGAUCCUGUCAAUUUUUAUCAAACGGUUCCGUGCGACACGACGCUGACGGUUUUUUUCGGGUCGUGUCAGCCCUGUGAACGAAGAAAUUCCAUUGCCUCGAGAGCGAUAGAGUAUCGCGCAGCGAUGGAAGACCGGCGAUCAAGAGGUAAGGUCGGGGGAUGUAUCUCGGCAAACGACUCGAACUCAGGAACCGGGAUCGUUCGGGGAACGUACGAGAGACGAAAUGCUCGAAACUCGAAGGAAGAGCGCACAAUGCACGGGGGCCAGGGGCGGCGGAGGGAAACGAAAAGAGGGGGCGAAAGGAUGGUGUUGUUGCCGACUGUGGAGGGCAAAAGACGAGGGAGGGAGGGAGGCAGGGGGUAGCCGGCUGAAGAGGCAAUAUAGGAGAAAGCUUAUUAUUGGACUUCGCUGCACCCGAGAAGAGAACAAAAUACAGGCGAGCAGUGAUUGCUGUUUCCAAUUGAACCCCUCGCCACGCCACGCUCUCUACCUGAAUGAACGUGCUAGCGGAAAAUAAUCAGGCCCCGCCCGGAGCUACUAUCUAGCAUUCGCGUAUCUACCUUUACUCUCUCUCGUUCGUUCUUACUCUUACUUCUUCCGUCUCCGCGUAUCGGAGUCGUCGUUGCUCCGCGGCGUCCCCCGCUUGUUUCAGGUAUCGAGUAACGACUAAGUAAACGUUCGUGAGAAUUCUCGUCUUAUUCUCUCUCGCUGCGAAGAAACUGAAAUUGCUUAAGAAAUUAUCUAGCCGUCAGAAUCGCAUACACCUUGCGGUAAAAGACAAUCAGGACAUAAACCGGAAUCUAUCACAGUAGUAAUAAUAGUAGUAGUAAUAAUAUAAUAAAACCAUGCGAUAUAAAGGAGGAGAAUGUUUUAGAAAUCGAAUUAUUUCAGAAUAACGAUAAUUAGAAUAAUAAUUAAAGUAUAUCGAGACGCAUCGA
Monomorium pharaonis (pharaoh ant) is the source of this 1061-nucleotide messenger RNA. RefSeq lists its product as uncharacterized. Lineage: Eukaryota; Metazoa; Arthropoda; Insecta; Hymenoptera; Formicidae. The transcript has 3 exons. The coding region runs from base 1 to 486 and encodes 161 amino acids. The record is from RefSeq and is a predicted model, not a curated record.